UUCCUGCCCAUUCCUCAAAGUAUCGAACAGCAGCGACAGCGAGUCGGCUUUAAUGGAUGUUGAAAAGUCUCGUUGGGUCGUGUCUCUUUUACUUUCAUCUCUGCAAAAUUUCGAGUCGUUGGGUUUUGCAAAUUGAGACUUUAACACCCCAUUUCAGUCGAACAAGUUUGGUGCCAAAGAAGUGGAACAGUUGUCAACUUUACAGCAUUUCAUCUGUACCUGAGAGAGGUAUAGGGUAACACAUCUCAAGAGAAAAAAUUCAGUGAGCUUUAUUGUCACUGCAAGAUGAUGAGACCAAGAUCAAGGUCCCGAGCUGGACAGUCGUCGAAUUUUCAGCGAUCCAGAAGCCGUUCACCGUUUUAUAAUAGGGAAAAGCACAACAGGUUUGAAGGUAAACCUUUUCGAGGAAACUCAUCCUACCAUCAGCAUGGAAGGCCUGAUGAAGUGAGACGCAGGGAAGAAUAUAAUAGGCCUACAAAUAUUUCCCCAAGAAGGUCUCCAGGACCUUACAAGCAUAGGAGUAGAAGCCAUUCUCCACAUCCUCGUGUUCAUCAUCAACAGAAUACUAGAAAGGGUGAUUUCAACAAUGAUAUUCGUAGAGAACAUAGGAGCCCAGUUCAUUAUGACACAAUGUACCGUCGAAGUCCCACUCCUCAAAGGUUGACAACGGAGCCUAUCCCAAAGGAUCGGUGUAUAUUCCGUGGACCUGAGGGUACGGUGAUAGACUUGAAUGAACUUAAGAAAAUCACUGUAGAUAUCCGGCGAAAUUUGGCGCGUGGUACGAUGCCAGCAUCUCACAGUCCAUUGCGAUAUGCAUUCAAUCCUUCAGAUGUUGUUCUAGUUCGAAGGCCUGGUGAAGGAUCGCGUCAAAUAUUCGACCGUGAAGAGUUGAAACCUCGACCGGCCGAGGAAAGAGUCAUUAAGUUGGCAGCAGAUUUACCAGAUAGAUUGGAACAUCAACAGCGUUCACCUUCAAGAAGCCAUGAUCCGUUUGCUGGAACUUCAGGUUCAUCCUUUCAGCAAGAUAGUCGAUCUGUAGAUGGAGACGGGGAAGGAGACUUGCGGUUCCGUUUGAUGGAGAAGAAAAGUAGCGAGGAAAAUAAGGAGCGAAUGAAUGCAGAUCCUAACUUCGUCCCUCAAGGCCGGUACUAUUACGAGCAUGACAAUCGUGAAAGGUACAUGAAUCGAGGAGGACGAGGCUUUGCCUUCCGAGGAAACGGAAGAGGCAACUACCAUUUAAAUCAGCAAGGUGGCAAUAGUGUUAGUGGAUACCGUGGAAACUUCCGUGGUGGUGGUGGUGGUAAUGGCGGCGGUCAGUACCGCGAAUCAUUCCGCGGAUCUUACCGAGGCAAAAUGCGUUCUCCUAAUUGGCAACAUGAUUUAUAUGACACGGCGCCAGUGCUGGAUGAUGGAAAGCCAAGUAGUACGACGCAGAUAUGAAAAGGUCAAUCAACCAUUCCCUUAAUACAAGAAAAAAAAAUCGCCCCCACCAAUCUCCCACGGUUCUCGAAACCUAUGAUUGGCAUCACCACAUAACAAUAGAGUUACAUAAUUUAGCAAUAAUUAUGUAAACCCCCCCCCCCCCCCACACAUCCCAUUCGAUUAAAGAUUACAAUGACGUUUAUUCCACAAA
Molecule: messenger RNA, 1633 nt
Organism: Daphnia pulicaria
Lineage: Eukaryota; Metazoa; Arthropoda; Branchiopoda; Diplostraca; Daphniidae
Exons: 6
Coding region: 286-1440 (384 amino acids)
Biological process (GO): mRNA processing
Cellular component (GO): exon-exon junction complex
Molecular function (GO): mRNA binding
Source: RefSeq, a predicted model, not a curated record